GGCGCUAUUUAUGUGGCGCCGAAAUCAAACUUUAGUUUGGCACUGGCAGUGCAAAUCUCACCAAAAAAGGUAAAACCACUUUGCUUCUCGUUAUCGAAAUGACUUAAUUGGUAGUCAUGGCAACUGAGGAAGGGAACAGUGACAAUGGCGUGAAGUUAUCACAAGUGUCGGCUGACGUACUGUGUGAGUUCCUAGAGGUAGCCAUUCAUCAGAUUCUCUACGUCAGAAGUUUGUAUCCCUCGGGAAUCUUUGAUCGCAGGAAGAAGUACAACAUACCAGUGCAGAUGUCUCGUCAUCCAGAACUCAACAAGUAUAUUACUGAUGUUCUGGAAGGAAUGAAACCAUUAAUGACGAAAGACGAAAUUCAGUGCGUGUCUGUGGUUAUCAUCGGUCCAAACCAUCAGCCAGUAGAAAGAUUUGUCUUUGAAAUAUCUCAGCCUGCGUCCCGCUCUUUGAGUGAUGACAGCUACUUACUGAAGAUGGAGCAAUUACUCAGAGCUUUCUUAUUGAGGAUAAGCACAUGUGAUGCUGCCUUACAAAGCAACCCGCCUGAAUGUUACUUCAGAGUUCUUGUACACACCAAAAGCUCUGCAGUGUUUUCCAUAGAAGACAGUCAGUUUAUUCAGGACUUUCCCUGGAUUGAAGCAGACCAACAUCUUUACAAUCUGAAUGAUGCUAGACUGACUCCUCUGAAGACAAUGUACUCAGAUUUGAUAAAGAUGCAGUUGUACGUGGAGGAAAUAGAUCCAAAAGCAGCAGCAGUGGAACUUUCGUGACAUUUAAGUUGAGCUUAAUAAUAAUUGUGAAAAGACAAAUAUAUAUCAUUCCAGUGUGACUGCAAUGAAGAUGUAAAAUUCCGUUUUCUUAUCUAUGAUUGGUUAGACCAAACUUGUACAUGUGUACAUUUAUUUGUUUUUAGGUUUUAUUGCAGCUUUCUGAAGAAAAGUAAAACACAGUUUAUAAAAACAAAUUGUUCAGCCAAACUUGAAAUACAAAAAUGAUUUGAAAUACAAAAAUGACUUGAAAUGCUCUUUAAAAAUCAUUUAACCAUAUACAAUGUUUGUGUAUAUUUGUUAGAUGCACUACUUAUUAAAUUGAAUACAAACUAC
This is a messenger RNA of Patiria miniata (bat star), 1109 nucleotides long. Its product is annotated as mitotic spindle assembly checkpoint protein MAD2B-like. Gene Ontology annotation, cellular component: zeta DNA polymerase complex. The coding region runs from base 117 to 776 and encodes 219 amino acids. The record is from RefSeq and is a predicted model, not a curated record. The transcript is spliced from 7 exons. Lineage: Eukaryota; Metazoa; Echinodermata; Asteroidea; Valvatida; Asterinidae.